Helicoverpa armigera (cotton bollworm) is the source of this 2146-nucleotide messenger RNA. RefSeq names its product mitochondrial DNA helicase (gene mtDNA-helicase). Bases 80 to 2074 code for a protein of 664 amino acids. Lineage: Eukaryota; Metazoa; Arthropoda; Insecta; Lepidoptera; Noctuidae. The record is from RefSeq and is a predicted model, not a curated record. The transcript is spliced from 10 exons. Gene Ontology annotation, molecular function: 5'-3' DNA helicase activity; single-stranded DNA binding; ATP binding. Gene Ontology annotation, cellular component: mitochondrion. Gene Ontology annotation, biological process: mitochondrial DNA replication.
AAUGUCAACAGAUUUGUUGUAUUCAUUUUGAGGUUAUGUUUUGGUAAUUGUCUAUCGUCGUAAAAACUGUUUUGAUAAAAUGCAAAAUUAUAUAAAGACUUUUCGAAAUCCUGUAUUAAAAUCCCUUAUAAAUGGACACAGCUGCAAGUGCCCUAACAGAGAAAUACACAAUGUAGGACUGAAUGAUAUUCCGAAGAUAACGGCGACCGAUAUCAGAAAGUUACUGCGCCAAAAAGGCCUAGCUGUGCAAGACGGAUUCACAGCAUUCACCACAAAGUGUUCCCUAUGUUCAGGAGACCAGAAAUGUUCGGAGAGUAAAGUGUAUGUGAACAAGACGACUGGAUACUUUCUUUGUCCCAAAUGCAAUGUACACGGCGACUGGAAUAUUUUAGAAAGAAUAGUAAAGAAAACGAAAAUUGAAGCAACUGUUAAAGAUUUCAUUGAGAAAUGCCAAAAAGAAUCAGAAGAGUUUCAGACUGAUUGGCAGAAACUAGUCAAUGAUACAAAGUCUUUGAAACAAUUAGAUGAGACAGAAUUAUUAGACCUAUUUAGACUGUUUGAAUUUCCUUUUCACCCCGAUGCCAACAAGAUAUUAUUAGAUGUAAGAGUAUCAAAUGACCGCACAGUAUUAUAUUUUCCAUUAAAAAACUCUUUAGAUAAAGUCGUAGGGUACAGAAAAGUGCAAGCCGGUAGAGAGGAUGAAGUAGAAACCCAUGGGCUACAUAUAGCAGGACUGUUCUCUUGUAGAGUGCCGAAGGUUAGCCGUAGUGAUCAAGCAAUUAUUGUACCAACCAUACAAGAUGUAUUACAUUUAGCAGCACAAAAAAUUCCUGGAACUCUCGUUUGGCUGAGCAACUGCAGCUUGCCGCCCAUUGUGUUGCCAACUCUUGAAGCUUACCAGAAGCUCUGUUUGUGGGGAGAAUGGGACAAUAUGCGUGCCGUGGCUGAGAAAUUGGGCGAAGAGAGAUGUCGUUUUGUAAGACCUACAGAUGGCCUAGUAAGCGCGUCAGAGGCAGCGGCAGCGAACCUCCCUCUAAAGACAAUGGUAUCAGAAGCGAAGCCUGCGGCACAUCGAUCCAUCACCACAUUCGCAGCCCUUAGAGAUGAUGUCUACUUUGAAGUCACUAAUGUGGACAGGGUUCGUGGAAUAAAAUGGAAACGUUUUCCCGCCCUCACGCGUCUGCUGGGCGGACACCGACGCGGAGAGCUCACAGUGCUGACCGGCCCCACUGGCUGCGGGAAGACCACGCUCUGCGCUGAAAUAUCCCUCGACUUGGCGCAGCAAGGGGUGAACACGUUAUGGGGUAGCUUCGAGAUCCGUAACUCCCGGCUGGCUCGCACCAUGCUGCAGCAGUUCGCUGGAGUGCCUCUGGAGCAGAACUUGCAGGACUUCAACAAGUUCGCUGACGACUUCGAGAAGCUCCCCAUCUAUUACCUCGCCUUUCAUGGACAACAGCCCAUCAAAGUUGUCAUGGAGGCAGUGGAACACGCCCGCUACAUGCACGACAUCGCGCACGUGAUAGUGGACAACGUGCAGUUCAUGCUGGGCCUGGGCGAGGAGCGCGACGGCGACCGCUACCUGCGCCAGGACGCCGUCAUCGCCGCCUUCCGAGCCUUCGCCACCGCGAGGCAUUGCCACGUCACGCUCGUCAUGCAUCCCAGGAAGGAACGUGAAUCUGAGGACUUAUCCACGAGUUCCAUAUUUGGAAGUGCGAAAGCUUCACAAGAAGCAGAUAAUGUUCUUAUAAUUCAGGACAAACGACUCACAGCAGUGCGCGGUAAAAAGUAUCUACAAGUUGCUAAAAAUCGAUACAGCGGAGAACUUGGCAUUGUUCCACUUGACUUUGACAAAGAUGCACUCAGCUACCAAGCCAAGAAGAAAAGUAAAAAGCAAGAUGAACCAGAUAAACUGUUGAAUCAAUGUUUCAAAGAAUAUACAGUAGACGAUCCCAACUAUAUUCACGAUUUCGAAGACAAAAGGCCAAACGGUGAUUUUUCCAGAAAAUCGCCAAAUACUCGACACAAAGGCCAGUCAAGUAGUUAUUUAAGUGAUGUGUUGAAUUUAAACAGAUAGUAUUUAAGCUUAACUGUAAAUCGAUUACAAAUUGUAAAUAAAAUAUUUAAAUAAGUAAAUGUAUCGAAAUUU